AUGGAAACAAUGGUACCUGUUCUGCUGUCUCUGCCGCUUCUUCUGGGUCAUGCAGUCCCCCAGGAGACCCAAGCUGGUCCUUAUUCUCUGACCUUUCUCUACACUGGGGUGUCCAGGCCUAGUAAAGUCCUCCCCAGGUUUCAGGCCACUGCCUUCCUCAAUGACCAGGCCUUCUUCCACUACGAUAGUGAGGGCAGGAAAGCAGAGCCCCUGGGACCAUGGAGCCAAGUAGAAGGAAUGGAGGACUGGGAGAAAGAGAGCCAACUUCAGAAGGCCCGGGAGGAAAUCUUCCUGGUGACCCUGAAAGACAUCAUGGACUACCACAAGGACAGCAGAGGGUCUCACACCUUUCAGGGAAUGUUCGGCUGUGAUAUCCAGAAUAAUAGAAGCAGUGGGGCGUUCUGGAGGUAUGCCUAUGAUGGACAGGACUUCAUUGAAUUCAACAAAGAAAUCCCAGCCUGGGUCCCCUUGGACCCAGCAGCCCUGAACACCAAGAAGAAGUGGGAAGCAGAAAAGGUCUAUGUGCAGCGGGCCAAGGCAUACCUGGAGCAGGAGUGCCCUGAGAUACUGCAGAGGUACCUGAACCACAGCAGGACUCACCUGGACCAACAAGAUCCUCCCUCUGUGUCAGUCACCAGCCAUGUGGCCCCGGGAAGAAACAGAACACUCAAAUGCCUGGCUUAUGACUUCUAUCCACAAAGAAUCGGUUUGCGCUGGACUCGGGCCGGCAAGGUGCAGGAAACUAAAGCAGGGGGAGAGAUUCUUCCCAGUGGAAAUGGUACUUACCAGUCCUGGGUGGUGGUGGGAGUCCCCCCUGAGGACAGAGCCCCUUACCUCUGCCUCGUGGAGCACAGUGGGCUGGCCCAGCCCCUCACAGUGCCAUGGAAUGGAAGGCAGAAAGCCAGGGCUGAAGGUCUUUUGGUUGCAGCAGCGAAAACAGCUGACUUAAACAUAAUGGGAGUGGGCUUCCCAGACUUCUCCUCAAAAAUAUGGGUCUGUGGUGAGGACCUGGAGCAGCAUGAUAAUCACACGUGCUCCAACCAGUUAGCUGAAACUUAG
This is a messenger RNA of Marmota flaviventris (yellow-bellied marmot), 1059 nucleotides long. NCBI's taxonomy places the organism in Eukaryota, Metazoa, Chordata, Mammalia, Rodentia, Sciuridae. The record is from RefSeq and is a predicted model, not a curated record.